AUGGGCCAACAUCCUUCUCGUCUGCAUCACAACGUCGUACUCGACGAUGAGUCGAGCUUUCAUCCGCGCACACAUCGCCGUCGUCCAGCCAAGCUCGAUCUCGCCAAAUCUCGCCAUGCCGACCAAAACCUUCCACCUCCGCCACCAGCACCUCUGUCACCACGAUCGCUGAACCAUGCGAUCAGUGUUCGGUCUCUUCGCCCUGCGACACCCAAGUCGAAACCCUCCGUCCGUCACACCCGGUCCCACUCCCAAAUUCUUGCGCCUCUUUCUGCUCGUCAUCUUGCUGCGGAUAUCCCUCCUGUACCCUCACAGAUCACCGAAACAGCGCGCGUCGUUCCUGUCCCUCUUCGCGCAGACCAUGCUGCAACGGGCAAUAGCCUGCACUCGGUGCCUUCAUACACCGUCAUCAACCACCUGAGCUCUGCUUCGGACGGAGCCAGGACACAAUCUGCUUCGGACAACGCCCUUGCACCGCCGCUCGAGGCCAAAGAUGCCGAGCCUGCGUUCCUCACAGCGUACCCCGAGUACGCCGCGACCAUGCCAAUUGAUCUUCUUCGCAGCACCGAGUACACGCGUCUACAACCUAACAGUGCCUACGUCGAUUCUAUGGGUGGUGCCCUGUACCCGGAGAUGCUUGUUCGCUCGCACGCUGCCUUCCUUCAGAACGCUGUGCUAGGCAACACCCACAGUCAGAGUGCAAGCUCUAAACUCUCGAUGGCCCACGCAGCCGAGGCGCGGUCCAGCGUACUGUCCCACUUCAACGCCCCUCCAGGAUCAAAGGUCAUCUUUACUUCGAACGCAUCCCACGCGCUCAAGCUUCUCGGGGAGUCUUUUCCCUUCGGUCCAAAGUCGGCCUACGUGCUUCCCGAGGACGCGCAUAACUCGGUGCAUGGCAUUCGCGAGUUUGCACGUCGUGCAGGCGCGGAAGUCGUGUACAUGCCUGGGCGAGAAGGACGCGGAGGCAUUGAUGUUGUGAAAGCAAGGCGCGCACUCAUUGCCAAUGCCCCUCGUUCCGGAGAGGCGGCUCUGGCUGCAUUCACUGGCCUCUCAAAUUUGACGAACGCCAAGAUAUCUCUGGAGCCGAUACCCACAGCUGUUGUUCCAUUGGCCGCUGCCGUUACUCCUGCCGGCGCCUCUCGCUCUCGUCGGGCCACUGCGACGAAGGUCGGUCAUUUCGGCGCCUCGCUUCCAACGCCUCCUGCAUCUGCAACAUCGGCUUCCUUCCCUCGCCAUCCAAUUCCCCUCGCUCCGGCUUUUGGGGAUCCUGCGCCACCCCCGGUCUCCCUUCCGAUCCAUUUUCCGUUCGCCGAACCGCUUUCACCGCCACCUUCCGCGAGUGCCGCAUCAUUUCCCUCCCAUCCCUCGGCUACCUCCGCAAACCCCAGCAUAUCGAUGUACCCAUCCCUUGUCACGCAUGCGAAGAGUUUGGGAUACACCACUCUGCUUGAUGCUGCUGCCCUCGCACCAAGCACUCAGCUGGACCUGACCGUGACGCCUGUCGAUGCUGUUGCGAUCAGUUUCUACAAGAUGUUCGGUUAUCCGACUGGCAUCGGCGCUCUGAUCCUGGGCCCGGGCGUUGGCGAAUGGCUCCUUGAUGGCCAUGAACGCGGAUUAGGCGGUCGUCCCUGGUUCGCUGGCGGUACAGUGGACGUCGUGCAAGUCCCAGGUCAGGUCUAUACGCACGUCGACAACGUGGAAGAAGCCUUUGAAGACGGCACGCUCAACUACCUCCAAUUGCCGGCGAUACCUCUCGGGCUUAACCUCUUGCGCUCAUAUCUUCCUUUCAUACCAACCCGUGUCACUGCCCUUGCGCAUUAUCUGGCCACACAACUGUCGUCACUACAUCACGACGACGGGUCGCCGGCAUUUCUCGUACUCAGUCGUAUUCCCGGAUGGAUUGACGCAGUCGGAGGUGGUCGACGUCGCCGACUCCCCUCUGUCGGUCGCUCGUUGGGUGAUGAUGAAGACCGCGACGGGGAAGGAACGGGAGGCACUGUGAGUUUCGUUGUAUAUGACAAAGAUAGCGAAUUCGUUCCACUAUCAACGAUCGCCUCGUCUGCGGCGGCCUCUGGUAUCAUGCUACGCACCGGUUGCAUGUGCAAUCCUGGAGGAGCCGCUGCGCUACUCGGAUUGUCUCCCUUUAUGGCGGAACUGCGCACUGGCGCUACGCUUUCAGCUUUAGAGGCCGCCGCGGGUUACGAACUUGGCGUCGUACGCGUUUCCUUCGGACUUGCGAGCAGUUUCGCCGAUGCACUUGCCGUGGCCAACUGGGCUCGGGCCAGCCUCGCGAGCGAUUGGGAAGGCUUCCGGGACGAUACGGCGGUUAACCGUAGCAGCCCCUAUCAGUUUGGCAAGGCGCUCUAA
Peniophora sp. CBMAI 1063 is the source of this 2367-nucleotide messenger RNA. The record is from the annotation of a GenBank genome assembly. Lineage: Eukaryota; Fungi; Basidiomycota; Agaricomycetes; Russulales; Peniophoraceae.